AAAAGAGGGAGGAGGCGAUUCGAUACGGAGCACCACACACACCAGACGCUGAAUUCAAAGCAGUCAGGACCACAGAGCUGCCACCUUGCUCUCUCUUACACACACACACACACACAUCGCGGAGGUGUGAAAGAUACAUCAGGACACACAAGAUAUAAACACUGUGGUGGACCAACAUAAUCAAGAUCACAACUAGACUAAAUGCAACAUUUUCUUAAGCUUCAAGAGGAACAGAUAUCUGAGUGAAUCAUGGAUUUUGUAAUGAAGCAAGCAUUUGGUGGAGCCACCAAAGACAUGGGGAAGAUGUUAGGUGGAGAAGAGGAGAAGGACCCAGAUGCCCAAAAAAAGGAGGAAGAGAGGCAGGAGGCACUGAAACAACAAGAGGAGGAGCGGAAGGCCAAACAUGCCCGCAUGGAGGUGGAGAGGGAAAAGGUUAGACAGGCAAUUCGAGAUAAGUAUGGACUAAAGAAGAAAGAAGAGAAAGAAGCAGAGGAGAAAGCGGCUAUGGAGCAAGCGUGUGAGGGCUCCCUUACCCGCCCCAAAAAGGCCAUUCCAGCCGGCUGCGGUGCAGACGAUGACGAAGACGAGGAGAGCAUUCUAGACACCGUUCUCAAAUUCCUACCUGGACCUCUGCAAGACAUGUUUAAAAAGUAACAGACACAAAGCUGUUUCUGAAGGAAGAUGGGUGAGGGGGGGAUUUUUGCCAAACAGGUGAAAGGCUUUUCACUGCCUUGACGUAAGUUGACGGAAUUUUAUUUUUACCUUUCUACGGAUAGAAACGCAAAUCAUAACCCAAAAAAACGUUUGGUCUUUUCACUGCCAUUCAGGUUCAAAUUGUUUACACUUUCUAUAGAUCUUUCUAUUUGUUUACUAAAGCAUCACCAGGGUCUCUGAUACUUUGUAAGUUAUCUGCCUUAGGUACUCAACGAUAAGCCCCACACUAUUACAACACAUUCCAAGAUGUUUAUACUGAGCUUUGGCACUGUGAAUAUGACGGUUCUUUUGAUUAAGUAAUAUAUUUCUUUAUUUAUCUAUCUUUUUUUUUUUUCCAGUCUGUAUACUCUCUGAUGAGAAAUCUGAUGAGUUGUUUAGUGGCAUUUAAUAAAAAAAACAGCUUGAUAAAAGUUUUUUAAUGUAUCAGUGAAGUGCAGUAUGCAGCCGUAAUGCUUUUUAAUGUGUGCAUCAGGUCAAGAUUCUACUACAUGUGGAAAUAAGUGGGUUUUAUUUUGCUGAAAGCAAUGAGAUGAGAGACGCUGAUAUACUGUCUUAGUUGUGCCAUUUUAGACCACUUGAAUGCUCAAAUGGUUUGCAGCCUAGCAGUUCUCAUGUAUCUGUUGAUGUAAUGUUGUUUAGCUUUAUCUUUUAACAAACUGGACCAAAUCACUUUUACAGUUAAGGGUCAUUCAGGAUGAUUCAGGGUCUCAAAGACAAGAAAUUACAAGAAUCUAGAGAAAUUUAUUUUCAGAAGUCAAUCACUGAUUCACAGAUGAUCUGAUGUUUGAUUACUCACAAAUGACAUUCAGAAUCAAGCAUUGUAAAUCUUGGAUAUAAUAAAUAAUAAUACA
This is a messenger RNA of Myxocyprinus asiaticus (Chinese sucker), 1565 nucleotides long. RefSeq names its product complexin-2-like. The record is from RefSeq and is a predicted model, not a curated record. Gene Ontology annotation, molecular function: syntaxin binding. Lineage: Eukaryota; Metazoa; Chordata; Actinopteri; Cypriniformes; Catostomidae. The transcript has 4 exons. Gene Ontology annotation, biological process: regulation of neurotransmitter secretion; neurotransmitter transport; synaptic vesicle exocytosis. The coding region runs from base 250 to 654 and encodes 134 amino acids. Gene Ontology annotation, cellular component: terminal bouton; SNARE complex.